GCGCUCAGACGGACCGGCCAAGUCGGACGGCUCAAGCGGACGUGCGCGUGCGCGCGUGCCGCGUGGUUGGGCGCGGCGCCGUUGCUCCGCCCCCUCUAGGCUCCUCCCCCUCCGCGCGCCGGCGUCCGCUGCGUCUCCGGCAUUUGAAUCGCGCUUCCGCCAUCUUUCCAGCUUCAGUCGGACAGGCGCGGAGACUCUUCUGGAAGGAUCACCGCGAUGGCCGCCCAGGGAGAGCCGCAGGUCCAGUUCAAGCUCGUCCUGGUGGGCGACGGCGGCACUGGGAAGACGACGUUCGUGAAGCGCCACUUGACGGGCGAGUUUGAGAAGAAGUAUGUAGCCACCCUGGGCGUGGAGGUGCACCCGCUCGUCUUCCAUACCAACAGAGGACCCAUCAAGUUCAACGUGUGGGACACAGCCGGCCAGGAGAAGUUCGGGGGCCUGCGCGAUGGCUACUACAUCCAAGCCCAGUGUGCCAUUAUAAUGUUUGACGUAACAUCAAGAGUUACAUACAAGAACGUACCUAACUGGCAUAGAGAUCUGGUACGUGUGUGUGAAAACAUCCCCAUUGUAUUGUGUGGCAACAAAGUGGAUAUUAAAGACAGGAAAGUGAAGGCAAAAUCUAUUGUCUUCCACCGAAAGAAGAAUCUUCAGUACUAUGACAUUUCUGCCAAAAGUAACUACAAUUUUGAAAAGCCUUUCCUCUGGCUUGCCAGAAAGCUCAUUGGAGAUCCUAACUUGGAGUUUGUUGCCAUGCCUGCUCUUGCCCCACCUGAGGUGGUCAUGGACCCAGCUUUGGCAGCACAGUACGAGCAUGAUUUAGAGGUUGCUCAGACGACUGCCCUCCCGGAUGAGGAUGAUGACCUGUGAGAGAGUGAAGCUGGAGCCCUGCGUCAGAAGUCUAGUUUUAUAGGCAACUGUCCUGUGAUGUCAGCGGUGCAGCGCGUGUGCCACCUUAUUAGCUAAGCAGAUCGUGUACUUCAUUGGGAUGCUGAAGGAGAUGAAUGGGCUUCGGAGUGAAUGUGGCAGUUAAACAUACCUUCAUUUUUUGGACUUGCAUAUAUUAGCUGUUUGGAACAGAGUUGUUUCCUUUCUGAAUUUCAAAGAUAAGACUGCUGCAGUCGCAUCACAAUAUCCAGUGGUGAAAUCUUGUUUGUUCCUGUCAUUCCCAUUCUUUUCCUUUAGAAUCAGAAUAAAGUUGUAUUUCAAAUAAUCUAAACAAGUGAAUCAUCCCUUGUUUGUAAGCAUAUUAAAGCUACUAACAUGAGGGAGCUUGUGCCAUAUUAUAGUUUAAAAUGCUUUUGCUUAUUAUCUGAGGUCUGUUGAGUUAUGUUCUUGUGCCUACCUUCAUAAACAUUUGGAUUGUCCUGUGAUUCAGCUAGGAUAAUAUUAUAUCUACCCUACCUGCGUUUAGUCAGGUAGUUUAACCUGAGAGAAGACCUUGUGUAAAACUAAAGAUUUAAGUAUGUCCGAAUUAGUUGUUAAGGGUUGCAGCUGCUGACGUUUCUGUAACAGUCCUUCAGAAGGUAGAACUGCGUUUGCUGGAGCAUGAGGGUUUUCUGGGACCAUCGUGAGUACUCCAGUUCAUUUCCAAUGUCUAAUGUUGAUUCUCUAAGAUGUCCUCUGCUUUCAAAUGCUGCCUCCUGCGUUGAGUGGUAGUCUCAGAAGCCAGAGACAGGAGAAUCUGAGUUCAAGGCCAACCUAGUCUACAAGAGCAAGUUCCAGGACUGAGACUGUCUCAAAAAAAUUCUUGGUAGGCUGUUACAAUGUUAUAGCAGCUGUUUUUUUCUCCCAGAAGGUUUAUGUAGGUUGUGCAGGAAAGGAAGUGAUAGUACCACCACUGAAGAGUAGGGUGAGCUUUUCAGAUGUGAAAGUAUUGGUUGAGACUUUAUCUUAGGUGUGAUCCUGGCAGAACUGUGCUGUGUUGAGAUAGAUUUACAGUAAGCUGUUGAGUGUGCUCUGCUGGUCCAGUCUACCAAAGUUCUUAGAAAUGGGGAUGCCUUGACGAGGUUGGGUAUUUGGGGGGGGGGGGGGGGUUGUUUUUUUGUUUUUCUCCAAAGAAAACUUCAACACAAUGGGGGAGGCAAAAGGAAUGUGUACUAUGCACUAGCUUCAGCAGACUGAUUUCAAGACUCAACUUUGUUGUAUAUGCUAUGAUCAGGUGAAGACCCUCCCCUGGCUGGGAUGAAACCUCAUUUAGAUGUCUUGAAUUAAUACAAUGUGUGUAAACCUGGUGUAGAAUGUAGAGCCUUACGACUUUCUGAUUUUUGUAACAGUUAAAUGUGGGAGCUGCUUACCUGUGUUUAACCAGAGUGCAGAGAUUUACAUUAUUUAUUGGAAGAACCUAAAUAUAUAUCAUUUCUGCUUUGCCUCA
This is a messenger RNA of Arvicanthis niloticus (Nile rat), 2371 nucleotides long. NCBI's taxonomy places the organism in Eukaryota, Metazoa, Chordata, Mammalia, Rodentia, Muridae. The record is from RefSeq and is a predicted model, not a curated record.